Molecule: messenger RNA, 2595 nt
Organism: Penicillium argentinense
Lineage: Eukaryota; Fungi; Ascomycota; Eurotiomycetes; Eurotiales; Aspergillaceae
Exons: 1
Coding region: 1-2595 (864 amino acids)
Source: RefSeq, a predicted model, not a curated record
AUGCGACCGGCUCUUCUUCGAUUGUUGAAGAGGCCCUCCGCCGUCUCGAUCCUCGAUACCCUCGCCGCGACCUCUGUGGGAAUCGAGCAGUUGGAGUGUGAUUACGCGCGCUUGAGGUUUCAGCCGCGAUGUUUGAGAUACCAGUCGACUGUCGGUGACACUGAUUCUUGUACGACCGAGACGAGACACGGGAAAUGGCCGCGAACGGUCAGCGAGAAGCGGCGGUUGAGCUUUUCUACCCACGAAAUUGAGGCGAAAGCGCCAUCGGACGAAACACUUAAUAACCUCCCUUCAAAUCCAACAACAAUACAUAAUUCUGGCGCAAAGACGUUGCGACUACAUCCAGAUCGUCUCGAAUUCGAGUCCGACGUCGGUCACAUCAAUGACAUUGGGACACGUCUAAUCGAUCAACCAGAAAAUGCAAAUGACUUUGAGCUAUGGGAAGAGCUUCUUCGGUAUCGCCAACGGCAUUAUGGGGAUAAAGGCACACAAGAUAUUUGGGAGGGGUUGACGGUGCGCCUGCAGGGCGUCCAAUUGCCUGUCAGUGGAGAGCGGGCAGAUUUCUUCUGGCGAAGUUUUGUGGAAUUCGGCCUCAGAAGAGAAAUAUACCUUGGGGAUGUCAUUCAAUACGCGAUCAGCCUUCACCAGCGUGACGGCCGAACAUGGUCACAAUUAUACGAGGCGGUGGUGGGAGGACUUUUGGAUCGAGGCAGGACAAGACAGGCCACGGCAUUGCAUCGAUGGCUGCAGAAGUCGGGAAUCGCCCAACCGAAUGACCUGGUGCGAGUAUUGAAGCCAGCUUUCGAUCCGGCUUGUCUGCCCGUCUCUUCGGAACCGGUGAAUUUGGUGGCAGCACAGCGACGAACAAUCACUCUUGGACUUAGAGCGUUCAAGGAGAUGUGUCGUACAGCACCAGGACAUAAGAUCUAUGGACCCGUCGUCUCCACUCUGGCACAGCAUGGAUACGGUGAAAAUGCGUUACGGAUGCAUAAUUUUUUGGUCAAGCACGAUGACCAUCCACAGACGGCGGACGAGAUGAUGGAUAUCCUGGAUUAUGUCAAGAAGUAUGGCAGUCGGGACGAAUUCGGCGCACUGCAAACCUACGCCAAGGAAAGAUGUCUCGAUACAGCCAAUGGAGAUGGACAAGGCCUCCACAGUUCAAGUUCCGCGGGGAGGCGUACGAAUCCUCCGGAGGGGAGAUUUAAUGACGACAUCGGGGCCAAGUUAAUAUCUACCCGGGCAUUCAACUUCGACAUUGUCCAGGGGACCCUCAAGAUGCUUGGUGUGUCAGCAGUCGGGCCGCGGACCUUACGAGAAGUUGCCAUCAGAUCGAAUGGUAGCAAGGAUAUCCUUGACAAGAUGAACCGAUUCCGGACAGCUGGAAUUUCAAUUCAAGACUGCGUCUUUGUGCGGCUGGUUGAGAAGCUUGCGAAGCAGAACCGCGAUAUUGUGCUGUCCGAUCUACUGCAUAGUGACCAGCACCCGGACGUCCUCGAAGACGCGCAAAUACAGGAAGCUUUCCUGGCCUCGCACUACAUGACCCAGGACUGGCGCCAAUAUAAUUUGUCGCAGGCGGUCUUGACGGAACUCUUUCCGAGCUCUCCGGGUCUCUGGGAUAUUCACUUCCGCAAACACAUCGCCGUGGGCGAAUAUGAUGCCGCCUCCAAAGUCGUGGACGAAAUUGCUGUUCAUGGCCAGAGAUUAAGCGAGGAGAGUGUCGACUUUAUGGCCGAGAAGGUUCUAACUGCCCGUCAACUGACAAAGGCCCCUUCACCCGGAAAGCACCUCUCCGCCCGGAACGAGGUGAUGUUCGUCUUCCGGGUUCUCGAACGCGUAGUUCCCGCUGGCGGCUACAUCAGUGCGGCGUUUUGGGUUGAGCUGCUGAAACGGCUGGGUAUGAACAACAACUGGCGCGAACUCUCCGAAGUAUGCCACUGGCUGGUCCGUUGGUACUCAUUCACCCCCGGAUCAAAAUCCAAGCUCUCCGCGACAUCUUUCGCCAAAGACCAGCCCGCAGGACGGGACGGCCGGAUCCUCAAUCAGAUCUUCAGCCAGCGAAUGCAAGCAGCCAUCGUCACCUGGGGAUUCCGCUCCCCACUCCAGGACCAUGUCGUGGGCAAGCACGUCUACCAGCACCCAAACUCCGGCCAGAAAUUCAUCCCCUGGAUCCGCGGGAUCGCGCUGCUUCGUCAAUUGCGCGACGCAGGCCUACAAGUGAACACAGGCUGGGUCCGACAAGCCACCCGCCACCGGCUUGCUAUCCUCUUCAGCCAAUAUACCCCUUCAGCCAAACCCCUGAACCGGACACUACGGCGCUGGUGCCCCUUUACGCCACAAGAAGUCGUCGCGGACGUCGACCGUGCCUGGGGCGAACCACUGUUCGACGGGGCUGAAAACUCCAGACCCAAAUGGCUGGUGAAUCCGACCCGCACGCAAAGUAGUCGACGACGCGCCUCGGGCGUUGUGCUUUCCCGGACUGAACUUGGAGAGUUGCGUGAGAAGGCGAAGCUGGGUGAUGGUCGUACGCUCCGUCAGAUGCGUGAAUGGCGAGAACUGCGUGACCGCUUUCCCCCGAAACCCAGGCCGGACCCGUAG